Molecule: messenger RNA, 1139 nt
Organism: Trypanosoma cruzi
Lineage: Eukaryota; Euglenozoa; Kinetoplastea; Trypanosomatida; Trypanosomatidae
Product: serine/threonine protein phosphatase-like protein, putative
Exons: 1
Cellular component (GO): cytoplasm; nucleus
Molecular function (GO): protein serine/threonine phosphatase activity
Source: RefSeq, a predicted model, not a curated record
CUUGCUUUUUUCUUCGUAAUGUUCUUGUAUUUUCCGACCUGCAACUCACUCCCGCAAACAUCCUCUGCCUCGGGGACUACGUGGACCGUGGACCGUACUCACUCGAAUGUCUUAUUCUGUUGCUCUCACUGAAGAUCAGUCAUCCGUCGAAGGUGGUGAUGCUUCGUGGCAAUCAUGAGGAUCGUGUGGUGUGUGGCGACCUGUUAACCUAUGGAUCUGCUUCUUUUCUUGCACAAUGUGAGGCGUUAUACGGCGUGGAUGAGGGGCGGAAAUUGUUCAAGGAAUUGACGGCUCUUUUUCGCCACUUCCCUCUUGCUGCAGAACUCAUCAUUCCUGCAGUAGCAAACAACAGUGGCAACAACAGUAAUACUACCAGUAGUAGUAUUAAUAAUAAUAAUAACAAUAAUAAUAAUAAUCAUAAUCAUCAUUAUCAUAAUAAUAACACCAAUUCUCCCGGUGAUUUGGCUGCAGCUUCCGUUUCAAGGUUAUUGGCACCACAGGGUCGACGGAGGACCCAUGAGGAGCGCGUGUUGUGUACCCACGGUGGUAUCCCGCGCUUUUUUUCCCCGCCUAAGGAGGAUGACAGCCUUGCGUUUCUGCGAAACGAGGACUUUCCGCGCAUGUUGACUUUGUUCCCCAAUAAUCCCUUUGUGAGGGAUGAUCCGGAGGCCCAGGUGGAGCUUCUAGGAGCUGUGGGACAGACACCUGUCUCGCAUGCGUCAUCAACGACUGCUAUAAGCGAAGCGAUGUUGCGUAAAGCAUGGUUCGUUGCAUUUGAUCUUAUGUGGUCUGACCCCACAAUCCAUGACCCCGGCGAUGAUGAUAAUGAGUCCUCUGCAUUUGCCUUGUCUGGAAACGGCCAUGCAUCUAUCAAUGAGUGGGGUUUUGGUGUGAACAAGCGCGGGAGUAAUGUACUCACGUUUUUUGCCAAGGCCUUAGAGACCUUUUUGCAGGCCCACCAGUACAGCAUGUUGUUUCGCGCCCAUCAAGAGAAGGCGCAUGGGCUGCGUUUUAGCAAGAGCACCAAGGUAUUGACCAUUUUUAGCAGCUCCAACUACCUUGGGCACGGCAACGGUGCAGGUUGUGUGCUGGUGACUGCCGAUGGUGAAAUUCAGCUUGUCGAGAAGUUGAGUGAGUGA